Molecule: messenger RNA, 654 nt
Organism: Cherax quadricarinatus
Lineage: Eukaryota; Metazoa; Arthropoda; Malacostraca; Decapoda; Parastacidae
Source: RefSeq, a predicted model, not a curated record
ACCACUCACCAGCCUCACAACUUGUGUUGACUCUGCUGGUGAAGGAGCUCAGUGCUAAUCUUGAGGAUACAUAACACAUGCAUUACUUUACUAACAAUUCAGUGUCAGCAAACAUGUCGAGUGCAGCAAGAACAGAAGAGACUCAGCGGCUGUCGUACAUGUCAAGAACGGAAGUAGUGCGCCUGAUAGUGGGCGGACUGGGUAUAGCAGUGUGUGUGGUGCUGGUAAUAGGUGCGGUCAUUGCAGUGGGCCUCUACACUACCCAAGCCAACCGUAUCCUCAUCCUCACCGUGGUAGCUGUGUCAGCCGCAGCCAUCUUACUCCUGUGUUACAUCAAGCCAUCAUGUUUAAAACAGGGGAUAAAAGACUUCACUGGUAUUAUUAACUCCGGAGGUAACCUGUGACGCAAGCUGCGACUCCAGAGGUAACCUGUGACGCAAGCUGCGACUCCAGAGGUAACCUGUGACGCAAGCUGCGACUCCAGAGGUAACCUGUGACGCAAGCUGCGACUCCAGAGGUAACUUGUGACGCAAGCUGCGACUCCAGAGGUAACUUGUGACGCAAGCUGCGACUUCAUCUCACACCAAGCCUCCUAAAUUGGAAAAGAAAUAUUACAGGAAUAAGAACUAUAAAGAGAGAGAGAAAGCCAAGGUA